UUCCGGUUCACAUGUAAACUUCGGCUAACGUGACACGAGUCGGGUCAAUAUCUUUAAAGACUGGCCGAAAAAUUUAAGAAAUAAAACAAUGAAGCUUCUGACGCAUAACAUGCUGACGUCUCACGUGAAAGGAGUGACCAAAGGCUACCCGUUGCUUAUCAAGGCCACAGAGGUGAAGGUGAAUGAGGUGGACUUCAACCCCAAGUUCAUUUGCCGCAUGCUGCCCAAGCUUGAGUGGAGCGCUUUGGUCCAAGCUGCUGAAGGGCUGGGUCACCUGCAUGACCUGCCAACUGCACUGGUGCCAGACUACGAGAGCAAUGAAGACUUCCUCAAGAAUGUCCACAGGGUACUGCUGGAGGUGGAGGUUAUCGAGGGGUGUCUGCAGUGUCCUGAAUCAGGACGUGAGUUUCCCAUCUCCAGAGGGGUCCCCAACAUGCUGCUGAAUGAAGACGAGGUGUAGAUCAGAGCCCAGAGAAUGGAGCCCCGAGCUUACAAACCCCCCCCCCACCCCAUCUAAUCAGUUACACACAUGGACACAACAACCACGGGUUCCCGCGCGUCCUGGAAAAUAGCUGACCAAUUUUCCAGUCAUGGAAAAUGAGAGGAAAAACUAAAAUGUCCUGGAAAACCUUGUGUUGUGCUGGAAAAUUAUUUCGGCAUUUUUCUGUUUUCCUUUAUCUUAGAAUUAACUACUAGGCGAUCUAUCGGAGUGCCCUAAAACGAAUAUUUCCCAUAUUUCUGACCUGUGUUAUUCUAGGAUCAAUUUGUCAUGAUUUCCAGACAUGUAAGAGAUGAUUUCAUAGAUAAGUUGAAGCCGUAGACUGCACGUCUUUUAAAUCCAACUUCCACAGAAAGGGACAUAUUAGUAUAUGGCACGAUCCCUGUCUGUCGUACCAGCUAGACCAGGGGUGGCUAACCACGUGCCACGGAGAGCAGGUUUUCAUUCCAGCCGGACCCCACACCGGGGGCCUCGUGUAUCAGUCGUUACUAUGGGGAAAUCUGUGCGUACACACCCAUUGAAUUUUUUUAGCCCUCAAUAUUGUCUGAUAGACAGCAGCAAAGCAUGAUGGUUAUUUGUAAUUCCUUCCUCCUAACAUCUAUUGUCCACCUCUUGCAACGAGCAAUCACCCAGGCCUGCAAAGACAUCAGUGUUAGCCAAUCGGUUUCUAGAUUCAGUGGUUACCCAGGUUCUACACUGGUCUCUGAGACAAACUUCAGGGCUAAAAAAUCCCAUGGGUGUGUACGCACAAGUUUGCCCAUAGUAACGACUGAUACAUGAGACCCCAGGUGGUCUCACUGAUUAGCAAACCUUCAACCGAAGAGGGAGAUUGUGUCGGUGAGAUCACCUGGCAUGGAGUCGGGCUGGAAUGAAAACCUGCAUACACAUGGCCCUCCAUAGCACAUGGUUAGCCACCGCCAGUGUUGCCAGAUGUACGAUAAUUAUCGUAUUUGUACGAUAAUUUUGCCCUCUGUACAGUCAGUAAUGACAGCAAGUCCCAUAAUGUACGAUAAUUUGGUCAUUUUGCGACACUUUGUAUUAGGCGUGGUAGGCCUAUUCAGUCUUGGAUAAUUAUCGUACAUCUGGCAACACUGGCCACCGCCGAGCUUAGAUCAUCACUGAAAAUAUCCUGGAGGAGUCCUGGAAAAGGAUCUCUAGAAAAGAGUGGGAACCCUGAACCAUCUAUCAAACAGGGCCGUGGUUAAUUCAACAGUGGACAAAGCGGACUCUGGUUUUGAGAAAAUGUGCCACACUCUCGACUUGUUUGCAGUCAUAGCUUUUAAGUGGCUAGUCAUACCUCAAGGAAGACGAGAUAUAACAGAAUGGAAAAAGUCCCUGAACAAUACCAUAAGUGGUGGUGUAAUCUUUUAUUUAUUUUUGUAACCGUUUUUGGUUUGUUUCUUACUUUUCUUUUCCAAUAAAACCUAAUUUCCGAUU
This is a messenger RNA of Lampris incognitus (smalleye Pacific opah), 1936 nucleotides long. It is a transcript of the gene trmt112, whose product is annotated as tRNA methyltransferase activator subunit 11-2. Lineage: Eukaryota; Metazoa; Chordata; Actinopteri; Lampriformes; Lampridae. Gene Ontology annotation, biological process: rRNA (guanine-N7)-methylation; tRNA methylation; peptidyl-glutamine methylation. The transcript is spliced from 4 exons. The record is from RefSeq and is a predicted model, not a curated record. Bases 89 to 460 code for a protein of 123 amino acids. Gene Ontology annotation, molecular function: protein heterodimerization activity.